Molecule: messenger RNA, 2759 nt
Organism: Impatiens glandulifera
Lineage: Eukaryota; Viridiplantae; Streptophyta; Magnoliopsida; Ericales; Balsaminaceae
Product: cell division control protein 48 homolog E-like
Exons: 9
Coding region: 124-2559 (811 amino acids)
Biological process (GO): mitotic spindle disassembly; retrograde protein transport, ER to cytosol; autophagosome maturation
Cellular component (GO): nucleus; cytosol; VCP-NPL4-UFD1 AAA ATPase complex
Molecular function (GO): polyubiquitin modification-dependent protein binding; ATP binding; ATP hydrolysis activity
Source: RefSeq, a predicted model, not a curated record
CAAGAAAGGGAGCACCUCUUCUCUAUAUAAGUAUCAUCUCUACCUGACUAUCGGCCUAACUCUAAUUCUCUCUUACUUGCAUUCCCUGAAAUUGUGGUUUCUCUCUUUGUCAAUUACUUGAAGAUGAGUAAGCAACCCGAAUCAUCAUCCGAAUCGAAGGGGACGAAAAGAGACUUUAGUACUGCCAUAUUGGAAAAGAAGAAGGCGCUGAAUCGGCUUAUGGUGGAUGAGGCUGUGAAUGAUGACAACUCGGUGGUUGCUCUCAAUCCUGAGACGAUGGAGAAGCUUCAGUUGUACCGCGGCGAUACGAUCUUAGUGAAGGGAAAGAAAAGAAAGGAUACUAUCUGCAUUGCCCUUGCUGAUGACACUUGUGAUGAAUCUAAGAUUAGGAUGAACAAGGUUGUCAGAAGCAAUUUGAGGGUCAGACUUGGAGAUGUGGUUUCUGUCCAUCAAUGUCCUGAUGUCAAAUACGGGAAGCGAGUACAUAUCCUUCCUAUUGAUGACACAAUUGAUGGGAUAACUGGAAAUUUGUUUGAUGCAUACCUCAAACCUUAUUUCCUUGAAGCAUAUCGUCCGGUAAGAAAAGGUGAUUUGUUUCUUGUAAGAGGUGGAAUGAGAAGUGUAGAGUUUAAGGUUAUUGAGACAGAUCCAGCUGAGCACUGUGUUGUUGCUCCCGAUACUGAGAUCUUCUGUGAAGGAGAACCUGUGAAGAGGGACGAUGAAAACAGGUUAGACGAGGUGGGUUACGAUGAUGUGGGUGGUGUCCGUAAACAGAUGGCUCAGAUUAGGGAAUUGGUGGAAUUGCCUUUGAGACAUCCUCAGCUCUUCAAAUCUAUUGGUGUUAAACCACCAAAAGGAAUAUUGCUUUAUGGGCCUCCUGGAUCUGGAAAAACAUUGAUAGCACGAGCUGUUGCCAAUGAAACUGGGGCUUUCUUCUUUUGCAUCAAUGGACCAGAGAUUAUGUCCAAGUUGGCUGGAGAGAGCGAAAGCAAUCUCAGGAAAGCUUUUGAGGAAGCAGAAAAGAAUGCACCAUCUAUUAUCUUCAUUGAUGAGAUUGACUCAAUUGCUCCCAAGCGAGAGAAGACAAAUGGGGAAGUUGAGAGGAGGAUUGUGUCACAGCUCUUAACGCUCAUGGAUGGACUUAAAUCCCGUGCUCAUGUUAUUGUAAUGGGUGCAACAAACCGUCCGAAUAGCAUCGAUCCUGCCUUGAGAAGAUUUGGAAGAUUUGAUAGGGAAAUUGAUAUUGGUGUUCCUGAUGAAGUUGGCCGUCUCGAGGUUCUUCGUAUUCACACCAAGAAUAUGAAACUUUCUGAAGAUGCUGACAUGGAGAGAAUUUCCAAAGACACUCACGGUUAUGUUGGUGCUGAUCUAGCAGCUCUGUGCACGGAGGCUGCCCUUCAGUGCAUCAGAGAGAAGAUGGAUGUGAUUGAUUUAGAAGAUGAUAACAUAGAUGCUGAGAUACUCAAUUCAAUGGCAGUUACAAAUGAGCACUUCCAGACGGCCCUAGGAACAAGCAAUCCUUCUGCUCUGCGUGAAACUGUUGUUGAGGUGCCCAAUGUCUCCUGGGCGGAUAUUGGUGGCCUUGAAAACGUUAAAAGGGAGCUUCAGGAGACUGUUCAAUAUCCAGUGGAGCAUCCUGAGAAAUUCGAAAAGUUUGGCAUGUCACCUUCAAAAGGAGUUCUUUUUUAUGGUCCACCCGGAUGUGGAAAAACACUACUGGCCAAGGCCAUUGCGAAUGAAUGUCAAGCAAACUUCAUCAGUGUCAAAGGUCCUGAAUUGCUAACCAUGUGGUUUGGGGAAAGUGAGGCUAAUGUAAGAGAAAUAUUUGACAAGGCUCGCCAAUCUGCCCCUUGUGUCCUCUUCUUUGAUGAACUAGACUCAAUUGCUACUCAGAGGGGAAGCAGUGUAGGAGAUGCUGGAGGGGCUGCUGAUAGAGUCUUGAAUCAACUUCUCACGGAAAUGGAUGGAAUGAAUGCGAAGAAAACUGUGUUCAUCAUUGGCGCCACAAACAGACCAGACAUAAUUGAUCCUGCUCUUCUAAGACCGGGUAGACUUGAUCAGCUUAUUUAUAUCCCUCUACCAGAUGAGGAUUCAAGGCAUCAGAUCUUCAAAGCCUGCAUGAGGAAGUCCCCUGUCUCCAAGGAAGUGGACCUAAGAGCCCUUGCAAAGUAUACCCAGGGCUUUAGUGGUGCUGAUAUAACGGAGAUAUGCCAACGUGCAUGCAAAUAUGCCAUCAGAGAGAAUAUAGAGAAAGAUAUUGAGAAGGAGAGGAGGAAGGAAAAUCCCCAGGCGAUGGAGGAGGAUGCAGAAGAUGAGGAAGUGACAGAGAUCAAGGCUGCUCAUUUCGAGGAAUCCAUGAAGUAUGCAAGGAGGAGUGUAAGCGACGCAGACAUUCGAAAGUACCAAGCGUUUGCCCAGACAUUGCAACAGUCUAGAGGCUUUGGUUCAGAUUUUCGUUUCUCUGAAAAUACCAGCACGCCAGCUACAACUGGAUCCGAACACCCUUUUGCUCCUUCCUCUGCUGCAGCUGCUACUGAUGAUGAUGAUCUCUACAGUUAGCUAGCUUUCUUUGUAUUAUCAAUUCAUCUUUCUCCUCUUGCUCAACACUGUUAUUAAUACUUGUUAGUAGUAGUUUGGGCAUCACCUCUCCAUUCAUGAUUGAAAUUAUAAUCUCUAAAACCUGAAAAAUUAACCCCAAUAACAUUGGAGUCCAUGGUUGCAGAAUUUUUUUCAGUUCUACCAAUUUUUUCUUGAUUGCU